Molecule: messenger RNA, 1831 nt
Organism: Anopheles bellator
Lineage: Eukaryota; Metazoa; Arthropoda; Insecta; Diptera; Culicidae
Product: zinc finger protein 624-like
Exons: 4
Coding region: 22-1386 (454 amino acids)
Biological process (GO): regulation of transcription by RNA polymerase II
Cellular component (GO): nucleus
Molecular function (GO): DNA-binding transcription factor activity, RNA polymerase II-specific; sequence-specific DNA binding
Source: RefSeq, a predicted model, not a curated record
UCGGCGUUAAGUGCAGAAACAAUGUCGGAAAAGUGUGUAAUAUGUGGCGAAACCGUUGGGUAUUUCCAUCGGAACCUGAUCAAGCUAAAGACGAAGUAUUCUGGCACCUCGGUGUGCGGAUUGCUGGAGCGUUUUAUAGAGCAUAGUUUGGAAGAUCAGCAGGACAUCUUGGCCGACUCGUCCGCUUGUCGGGAGUGCUAUAGCAAGAUGAAUGAAUACGAUGCCGCACACACAAAGGCGAAAAUAAUCCAAAAUGAAAUGCUCGAUUUGCUGAAAAACAACGACCUUGGACUGGUGGUCGUGUUCGAGGAAAAACCGUUCCAGGAGGAACUGCAAGAUCACCAUGAGAAGCCACUGGACGAUAUCUCUGGUGGAGCUCCGCUGGAGAUUGUUUUGGCCGGAGAACAACACAACCAGCUGUACCUUUCAUUGAAAUGCGGAACAUGUGGCAUUGUCUUCGAAGAUUUGAUAGAUGCGAAAACCCAUUCUUAUCAGAACAAAAACCACAUCAUAGAGGAAAUUCUGCCAGCUCUCAAAACUGAGGAGGAAUAUGAAGAGGAAUAUAUUGGUGUGGACUACACCGAUGCAGAGUUUCUAGAAACUGAUGUCGAAGGAGCGUCCGAGAAAGAAGCAGACCUCAGCGAUGCGCAACGGAACGAAGAACAAGCCGUACACAGUAUGCCUGUGGAAUGCUUCUUUUGUGACAUGACUUUUGAAUCGAGGACGGAGCGGAAGUUUCACGUGGACGAGGAGCAUUCGGCGAUUGCGGAGAACAAGUGCAAGUUGUGCGGCAUUGUUCUGAAAUCACGAGCCGCUCUCUCUAGCCACAUACUAAAGCACAAUCGGCAGUCAGACCUAGUGUGCACGGUGUGCAGUAAGACGUUCACCGUGAAGGCAACCCUUCAGCGUCACAUGGCAGUUCACACGCGCGAAACCGCUUACCAGUGUGACGAGUGCGGAAAGCGUUACAUCCACUAUUCGUCUUUCUACAUGCACCAACUGGCCCACAAGAACAUACGGUCCAAAAAGUGCAGCAUCUGCGGCUACGAACUCCGAUCAUCGUCCCAUUUGAAGCGACACAUGCGGGCUCACUCUGGCGAAAAACCGUACGCUUGUCCCGACUGUGGCCAACGAUUUGCUCAAAGGUACAAUAUGAGGUCGCACCUGAAUACCCAUCGGGGAAUCAGUCGGUCGCGAUACGUGUACCUCUGCCACCUGUGUGAUGAAACAUUCGAUCGUAAUAUAAAUCGCAAAAAACACCUCCAGAGUGUCCACGGGACAACGGUGGAACCUUUGAAGAAUACCUCUGCCGACAAGAAAAAGAAACUCGUACAAAAGAAGGUCGCUGUGGGCCCAAAGAAAGUUGAAAGAGCGGUUAACCCGUAAUACACAGGCACCGAACACAACACAGAACAGUGCACAGAAUGCGAUUAAAGAAGGCCGCGCAGAAUCUUACCAAUGCAUGCUUUGAAUAAGGUACGGUGAACAGGCGAAGGUAUUGUGCUGCACCUAUUUUGAGAUUAUUUUUCACAGCGUUUUAAUUUGACCCUAUUCAAACUCGUUAUCGUUACGCAAUAAAAAAUGUCUUACUACCUACAAGAUCUUCUCCCUCUCCGUCUUGAUGGGAUAAUUGAUCAGGGAGAUAUUUCGAAUAGAACAGUCAGGCAUAGUUUCGGAAUAGAGGUUGAAUUCACCGGACUUUUGUGAAUGACUACGACCAACGAGCACAGUUAAAGUAGAUGGCAAGUUCUCUAAUCCCUUCGAUACCACAAAGUGAUUGAACCGAGAGAACUGCUUAGCUUCUCUUCCUACUCGAACGCAAGACGUUCGC